AUGGCCCCAUCAGAGAAACCAGAAAUGGCAUCCACAUCACAUCCGGACCCUGAGUCUGGCAUCGCAGCCGGUGAUCUGAAAUCGGGUGCUUUGCAUGAGAUGAUCGCGCGCGACCUUCUCGAUGAACGAUACAAGGUCACUCAGCGUGGCCUCAAAAACCGCCAUGUCCAGCUGAUGGCCCUGGGAGGCACAAUCGGCACCGGUCUCUUCGUGGGAUCCGGUCAGGCUCUACAUAUCGGUGGUCCUCUUUCCCUCUUGCUCGGUUAUAUCUUCAUUUCGAUCCUCGUCUUCGCCCUCGUCACCGGAAUCGCGGAAAUCGGCGCCUACAUGCCCGUUCACGGUGGAACAAUGAGCUAUCAUGGCUUUCGCUACGUCUCGCGCAGUAUGGGGUUUGCAAUGGGAUACUUGUAUUGGUAUUCGCUGGGAAUAUUGGUGCCGUAUGAGAUUGUCGCAGCCUCCAUGGUUAUCGAUUACUGGCACCCGAACGUCAAUCUGGCCGUGUGGAUCACCAUCAUGCUGGUUGUUAUCGUCCUUCUCAACUGUAUGCCGGUGGGCGUAUAUGGGGAAACCGAGUUCUGGUUCUCCGGGAUCAAGAUCAUCACUCUGGUCGGGUUGCUGCUCUUGUCCUUCAUUCUCUUCUGGGGUGGAGGUCCCAACCGCCAACGUCUCGGCUUCCACUACUGGAAAGACCCCGGAGGUCAUGAACACCUACCUUGUCUCCGGUGA
This is a messenger RNA of Aspergillus luchuensis, 726 nucleotides long. RefSeq lists its product as uncharacterized. Gene Ontology annotation, cellular component: membrane. The record is from RefSeq and is a predicted model, not a curated record. Gene Ontology annotation, biological process: amino acid transmembrane transport. Bases 1 to 726 code for a protein of 241 amino acids. The transcript has a single exon. Gene Ontology annotation, molecular function: amino acid transmembrane transporter activity. NCBI's taxonomy places the organism in Eukaryota, Fungi, Ascomycota, Eurotiomycetes, Eurotiales, Aspergillaceae.